Cinara cedri is the source of this 1176-nucleotide messenger RNA. Lineage: Eukaryota; Metazoa; Arthropoda; Insecta; Hemiptera; Aphididae. The record is from the annotation of a GenBank genome assembly.
AUGGAUUUUAAUGAAUUCAAUUAUUUGCAAAAUAGAGAACUCGGAUUCAGUCAAAAUGCUUACGGUAAAGUAUAUUUUCAAAUACAAUAUAACACAAAUAGUAAUAUUUAUAUCAUAGUUUGAAUGAAAAUAUUAAAUUUUAAGUCCAGUUUUUGAAUUUAAAGCGGUACCUGACGAUAAAAUCAGGAUUGUUCUGAUAUCUACAAAUUAUAUCUAUUUUAUACAUUUAUUAGAAACGUAAAUAGAUUUUAUCUACUAUGAUAAUAACUUCGUGACACAGUUGUUCGAUUCAAUAGUUUAAAUACUCAAAGAUCAAAGAAUAUCGAAUACAAUGUGUCCAAUAUUUCCCUUUUUUCNGUUGUGUUUUUAAUGCAUAUGUUCAACACUUUUUAAUACAUUAUAUUCACAGCCCUGCUCAUUACAUCGAAAUAAAACAUGUGAUAAUUAUCCUAAUGCACUUGAUUCCAUUUUUAAAAUAUCCUAUAUGAUAUUUGUUAGCAAUAAUCCUUUAAAGACGGAAUAUUUUUAGUUUGUGGUAAAGUUAGUGCUUAUGAACACUGUACAGGACAUUGUAAGAAUAUCUUAAUGAACUAAUUUUAUGUACUCUAACAAAUUGUAUUUAUUAUUUUAUUAAUUAGGAUUUAGACAAAAGAUAACUGAAAAUUUGAUUGGUAAAAUGGGAUCUACAACCUUCAAUAUGAGCACUGAAAAAAUGCAUGUUGGUCGUGGAUCUAUCAUGUCUGGCAAAUUCAGUAAAAUGAAAAACAAUUCACACAUAUUUACUUGUACAACAUCAGAAGGAAAAAUAAUUAUUCUAAAUACAAAUGAGAAUAUAAAAAAUAACACUGAUAUAGACAAUUCUAAAUCAAGUAAAACUAAACCCUAUAGUCUUUAUACUUGUUAUUGUUUUACAAUUAUUUGAAAUUUAUUUUAAUUUUUUUUUUUUUUUAUUUUCAAGUUUUCAAGAAUCACCGUAAUAUCAUUUUUGAUCAUGCAUGGGCUGAUUCAAGCAUGAAGUUUGUUACUGCGAGUGGUGAUCAAACUUCCAAAAUAUUUCAAUUAUUGCCAUCUGGCAAUAUUGAACUACAAAAUAUAUUUAACUUUGAAGCUCCAGUCAAUAGUGUUAAGUUUUGUCCAGGAUCAUCUGGUAGAUUAUUGCUAGUUAUGCCAUUAUGA